This is a messenger RNA of Orbicella faveolata, 4236 nucleotides long. Its product is annotated as orexin/Hypocretin receptor type 1-like. Gene Ontology annotation, biological process: G protein-coupled receptor signaling pathway. Gene Ontology annotation, molecular function: G protein-coupled receptor activity. The record is from RefSeq and is a predicted model, not a curated record. Lineage: Eukaryota; Metazoa; Cnidaria; Anthozoa; Scleractinia; Merulinidae. Gene Ontology annotation, cellular component: plasma membrane.
UCUUUGAAGUUCGCGUCUCUUUCGAAAUUCAAACUAAAACAAGAACUGUGUGUUUUGUAACGUUAUUUAUUGGAUGGUGUGUUUUGGUGCGAGAUUUCUCCAGUAACGGGCCGUCGUUAUGACGUCUUUUUCCCGGUGGUAGACCAAUGGGAGAGCAUGGAAGUGCUCGCAAAAACGGCUUGCCGUCUGCAGUAGAGUCUGGGAGCAUGCUACUACGGAACAAAACAAGAACACUCAUGCAUGUACCCUUCGUUCCCCUUGAUCAGCGGUUAGGAAGCGCGCGAGGAAGCCCGAAAAUAAAGGACUUCCGGUUUAAUUGCGCACGCGUACAUGCCAAACCUUUUGGCUCAAGUCGCGCGUGGCUCAAUCGCUCUCCUUGGUCUUUGCUUCCGAUUUGAAGCAAAGCAAUCAAGAUCGAUUCUGCAACAGAACUAUCGAGAGUCGCUCGUUUCGUCAAGCUUGCACAGAAAGGGGCGAUGACUCGAGAUACGAAAUUCAAACAAGAACAGAACAGGCAACUUCUUAUGGGAGCAGGCCGAGCAAUUCUCUGAAUUCUCUCCUAACAUUUACCUACGGUCACGCCCUUGAUGUAUUUGGAGCCGAAUCGUUCGUUCAUCGCUUGGUAGCUUUUAAAGAACAGCCGAAAUAGCGUGCCAUUUUGAUCAUUGGCACAUUUUCCUCUACACAGCCAAUAAAAUAACUGAGAACUUUUAACCUAUAGGUUGAAGCUUUUUCAUUCCAGUCUCUACAUUUUCACCGAGUUUUCUUUACGCCCGGUCGCUUCAGUGAAUAAAAUCACGUUCCGUUGCAGUUGACAUUUCGUUUAAGUGAUACAAUGUUUUAUAAGUGUCAUGGAUAAAUAUAAAUCCUAAAGAUCAGAUGGCUGUCAUGCAAAUAAAUAUGUUUAUCCUUACUCAAUACACGCCAGUGACGUCCACUGACCUCGAAAGCUUGGCUGCACAUGAUCGCAGCGCUUGGCAUGACUGAUUCCGAGUAAGUAUUAAUUAUGAAUAACGAAAAACUGCCAUUUUGAAUAAAACUAUUCUUGAUCCACGCUGUAGAAAAAACGUGUUUCAAAAAGAGUCCAUUCGUCUUUGCGAAACCAUUUGCGUAAAUUUUGAUGCUAAAAACGAACAAAAGUGAAGCCGAUGUUUGAGGUCCUAGUCGAGGAAUCAACUGGUAAAAACAUCAAAAAACGAAACGUCAAUUUAUCGUUCGCUUGGAUUGUCGCGAUGGAAUAUUUACCUUUUGAGGUUAUAGCUUUGAUACUUCUGGAAUCAAAAACUCAAAAGCCGUAAAAAGAAGUCGUAAUAUUUUUCGCUCCGACGGUGCAUAAAUUAUCUUUCCUGUUUCUUGAUUUUGAGGGUUUGCUUAUUUGUUUUAUUUACGCAACAGGAAAGAUUCCACUUCUUAAGUUAAUGCUUCGGUAGUCUCACAGCUUGCAAUAUUAAUGGUUCACUGGCCUUUUAGUAUAGCCCAAAUGAUAAAGAAGUAAAGCAGUAAGAAAAAUCUUUCCGUAUUUUGAUACAGUCAAACUUCUCUCAUUGUCCGGUUUAUUUCAGCGGUUGUUCUCGCCCUCGCAUGCUCCGUUGUGGCCUCACAGGGUGCGGCGCUGGUGCUCUUCUGACGUGGCGGGGAAAACACCCGCCAAAUAUCACGCCACCUGGCAGGCGUGUCAUCCAUAGCAAAUCUCUCUCAAUCCAUAGAAUUCUUGCGCUCGAAAGCAACAUGUUAGUCUCCCGCUUGCUUCGCCCUGUUUCGUGGGCCGUGUACACAAUGAACCCGAACUCGGAGUCAACAUCUGUAAUUCUAAACUGACACUGAGUCGUGGUGAAUUUUUUUGACGAGCGAUUAUCAAACCCCAAUGGAUCUUAACGUAAACUGGACGGAUGUUUAUAUGAAGCACACGACAGGGACACAAGGUUCGGCCUUCCACGAAACUGUGGCCGUAGGGAAGGUCAUCGCCUUGUCUCUUAUUCUGGCGGUUUCCACGACUGGCAACGUCUUGGUCUGCUACUGUGGUAUACGUUCCCCGCGGAUGUCGGCCAUGAACAGUUUAAUCGUGAAUCUUUCCAUUGGAGAACUCGCUAUUGCGUGUAUAGCUAUUCCACUCAAGAUCGAACAAGAAAUCUUAGGGGAGUAUUUGGUUGGAGGUCCGACAGUCUGCAAGUUACUGGAAUACGCCCAGUCCGUUGCUCUGGGAUCAGUUACAGUAACGUUAUUAAUGAUCAGCCUGGACAGACUUUACUCAGUGUUUUAUCCUCUGUCCAAGAUAACUCGUCGUCAAGCUCGGUACAUGAGUGUGUUUGCAUGGUGUUACGCACUGCUCUUCGCUAAUCCUGUCUUGUACUAUUUCUUGGGAUCAAAACACCAACCCAGAGCGUUGUUGUUCAGCUGUGACAAGCAUACGGUUUUGCCGUGGAAGGACAAGCUUUAUUCCUUGGUGCAACUCUGGGCGAUAUUUAUGUUACCCAUCAUGAUCAUGACUGUAACGUACUUCGCAGUGGUGAGUAGGCUGCUAAAACCUGAUUCAGCUGACCGAGCCGUUAGCAAGGUGGGCGCGCGCGAAGCAACCCCAGACGUCCCAAUAAACAUUCACCGCCGAUUCACCAGCUCUCUGCGCUCCAACGCUGUACCGCUAGCCAAGCGAAAAUCCGUGGUUAUGAACCUUAUAGUCAUGGCGACUUUUAUAUUUUGUUAUGCCCCGUUAGCGGCACUUUACGCUCUGGAGACCGUGGGAAAUCCCAAGCGAAAAAGCUUUGAGAUAUUUCGCGAUUUCGCGUGUUUUCUGGCUUUGGCAAAGCUGUGCGCCAAUCCGGCUGUGUACAGCUUUUUCGACAGCAAUCUUCGGGAUCAGAUGUGCCGAUGUCAUGCGAAGCGAUCCGAUCAAAAUUCGCCGGUUCGUCAGCAGAUUAUUCACCCUGGGAUAUGCAUCCAGGGAAAACUCAGUGAAUUGAACGUCAGUAACUUUGGCAGACUCGCUGACUCGAAAGGGCAAAGCCCUGUUUUCAAGGAGCCGCUGUUGCGGGUGUCUUCGGGGUCGAACCCGUCGCCGAGUGUGCCUGGGGCUAAGCGGGAGAAACUGGCGCGACUUAUUUCCAACACUCGACGCUAUCGUAGUCUUGGGCUUUCAACAUGGAGAAGUUCAAACAUUUGAGAACAUCCAGCGUUCAAUGACAAAGUAAUGAUUGUAAACAAAAAGAAAGAAGUUAUAUAGUUCAAUGAUUUGUGAAAGGAACUGAUGCGAAAAUUACAUAUAAAGUUGUUACUUGAUCAUCAGUGCACAUCACCAAUUUUGUAGGUAUUAUUUUACAUUGUGCAAUGUAAUUAAGUGUUUUGAGAUCGAGAAGUCUUGUUUCGAACCUGUCCGGGUUCACUGUGUUAUUUUCAGGGGAAGACUCGUUAAUCCCACGGUGCCUUUUCUGGGACAGAUACAAGAUUUUAGAGAAGGGGGCUCGAGAUACUAAAGGCCAUCUCCUGUAGGGAGUGCGGGGAUUUUCUCCCCCGAAAAUGUUUAAAAUUGAGUUCGUCGGAAACAGGACUAGAUUUCCGUCAUUCUGAGGCCAAGUCAGCGUGUUAUGAUGUCUCAUCUUUUUUUUUUUUAAUUUAGGGGUUCUACCGAAUCCCCCGAACCCCCUAGAUCCGCCCCAACUUUUCUCUAGGAAGGUGUAGAUAUACAGCAAAUUGUUGGAGUCAACAGCGAUGGAUUAGCAUCCCAUCCAGGGGAAGUGAGAAUUCUCCUAGUCUCUCCCAGAAAGUAGUGCUAAGCCAUCUUUAUAACUGACUGGAAGAGCUUUAUAUAUUUGUAAUGUCUGUUUUUGAUUUGAAUUUAUUAGUGCAUAUCUAGGUUGGCUCAACAUUUGUCCCAUUCCAGCAGCUAGUGAUCACUGUUAUCUUAAUUCUAUUUACAAUGCCGUUUUUAUAAUAUUCAGUUUUUUGUACGUAGUUCAAAUAAUACGUGAAAGCAAAGAAACUAAUAUUUUGACUUCAAUCUAAAUUUUCCAAAAAAGUGCAAACAGUGUAUGAAGAUUACAGCUUGAAUGCAAAAUUGUUACCUUGCGAAACUGGUUGUUCUUCGAUGGCAAAACAUUGCCAUGUAGGCCGAUCGGUUUUGUCGACUUUCAUCCACUUUUAUUUGUCGCAGCACAAAUAAAGGCAAGCUGCUCAGAAUAAUUGGAGGCGCGGUGGCCUCAUCGUUAGUGCGCUCGUCUCCUGAUCGAGUGGUCCGGGUUCAAG